AUGGAGCAGAGAAAUGUCCACUAUCGAUCGCCGACGACACACAACAUGCCGGAGUGUGUUCGACGGUUUUUCAUUGAGAUUCUCCCGAAAUAUCUUCUGAUGAAACGACCGCCUCGACCACACCACAAGAAGAAGGAGCCGCGAACGACAUUCAGCACACCGCAGGGUAAUGCUACCGGAAUGUCCGAUCAC
This is a messenger RNA of Cooperia oncophora, 192 nucleotides long. Lineage: Eukaryota; Metazoa; Nematoda; Chromadorea; Rhabditida; Trichostrongylidae. The record is from the annotation of a GenBank genome assembly.